Acanthopagrus latus (yellowfin seabream) is the source of this 2777-nucleotide messenger RNA. RefSeq names its product snail family zinc finger 1a (gene snai1a). Lineage: Eukaryota; Metazoa; Chordata; Actinopteri; Spariformes; Sparidae. The transcript has 3 exons. Gene Ontology annotation, biological process: regulation of DNA-templated transcription. Gene Ontology annotation, molecular function: DNA-binding transcription factor activity, RNA polymerase II-specific; RNA polymerase II cis-regulatory region sequence-specific DNA binding. Bases 731 to 1513 code for a protein of 260 amino acids. The record is from RefSeq and is a predicted model, not a curated record.
CCCACACUUGUGCAGAUAAUUUGAACUGUAGAGUUUAAUUUGAAGCUUAAGUGUGAGCCUGUAGCCUCCUGUAGUCUGCAGAGUUGGAUGAUGUUUCUCCUCAUACAUAAGAUACAGCAUUAAGUCUUUACACCAGUACGCACACUAUGAGCUUCACUGUUAUAAAACUGGAUCAAAAUAUAUGGCAAAUUGUUUUUAUCACGUGACAUCUGCAGGUAUACAGAGGUGGGAAUGUAUCUGCACGCUUGGACCACACAGCGUCACACUGCCACUUUUAUGUCAUUUAUUCGCACUAAUUGUAAUAAUUUGCUACUGUUCCCUCGCCCCUUCCUGUCUCUGGGUCAACACCAGUGGGUUCGUGUGUGUGUGAACGCUGUGAGGCUCGUGUUUUUGUUGUUGUAAAAGUGUGUGAGCAUGAAGACUUCAUCCUGCGCACUUGAGCGCUGAUACGGGAGGUGGGGAGGGCCCUCGGGGCGAGCACACCCCUACCGCCUGUGUCAGAGUAUUUCAGAACAGAGGCCAGCAUUUAGUCAUUUUCUAUGAAGGCUGCACGCACACGCUCGUCCGCUGAAGUCCGCUCGAACUCGUGGACCUUAGGAGGAUACUUCCCUGUUUCCUGCGGAAUCCCGAGGACCACGAUUUGAUCCACUUUUUCUUGGCUCUUGUAGAAGCUGUGCGUCGUGACCACAGGAGACUUUUACGCACAGUUUGUUUAACGCACACGAGGACGAUGCCUCGAUCCUUCUUGGUCAAAAAGUACUUCGCCAAACAAAAGCCAAACUACAGUGAACUGGAAUGUCAGAAUGACACUUCACUGGAGAGGUAUCCUCUCGCUGAGCUCUCGUCAGGGGACAACACCUCCAUUGCCACCUGCUUCACGACAGGCCUGGUGUGGGACCUGAGUGUCCUGCCCACCCUCUACCUGCCCACCUCCCAAACAGAGCCCUCCGCCACCCCAGGCCCCCUGGACCUCAGCUCCCCGUCCAGCCUCAGCAGCAGCGCCAGCAGUUGUGGAGAGGAGGACGAAGGGCGCAGCUCAGACCCCCCCAGCCCCGAACCCGUGCACACAUACGGCCCCCGCCAGCGGAUGAAAUGCACUGGUGUCAUGCCUCACAUCAGUCCCCCUGAGGAAGAGGAGGAGAGGGAGGCGCCGGUCACAGCCGCCAGCAGGCCAGCCUUCCUCUGCAAGCACUGCCCCAAAGAGUACACCAGCCUCGGGGCGCUGAAGAUGCACAUCCGCUCACACACCCUGCCCUGCGUGUGCACCACCUGCGGAAAGGCUUUCUCCAGGCCUUGGCUGCUGCGCGGCCACAUCCGCACACACACAGGUGAGCGCCCGUUCUCCUGCCCCCACUGCAACCGGGCCUUCGCCGACCGCUCCAACCUGCGGGCUCACCUGCAGACCCACGCCGAGGUGAAGAAGUACCAGUGUGGCAUCUGCUCUCGUACCUUCAGCCGCAUGUCGCUGCUGCAGAAACACAGCUCCUCGGGGUGCUGCUCCAGCGCGGUGUGAGACACCACAGAGACAGACAGAGGGGACCCACUCAGAGCUCAGGACAGUGGAGGGUUAGAGGCGAGCCAACGGGCCUGCUGACUGCCUGUAAGGCCCCAGAGAGCUUGAAACGGCCUGAAUGAGAGACUUGGAGGGAUUGGAUGUGACUUUACAAGCCUUUUUAGCUUCUCUGCUCUGUGAUAAAUCAUCCGAGGAGCAGAUUUUAGAUUGAGGUCUUGAAGCCGGACCAAAUCUGAACAGAGCAAUGGCAACACUCACUUGAUAUCAGCCCCUUUGUUGCUAUUGUGCCCAUUCCAAAGACCAAAUAUGUAGUGAACUCAUUGGGGUAAGAGGUGUUCUUUCCUGUCUCUGUCCUGGUGCCGGCCAGCUCAGGAUCAUGGCUCAGACACAGCUGCUGAGAGGUAGGGGUGCGUGGGUGGAAUAAAUCUCUCAGCGUGCCUUAAAAACACACACAUACACACACACACACACACACACACACAAAAGCAAAUGCACACACAGCUGUCCCUGGUACUGUGGUGUAGAUAGACGAGGUGCUAACAGGUGCUACAGCCAUGACCUUCGCUGGUUGAUAGCAGGUGACUUCCACUGCCCUUGGUUUGCUUAAGAAAAAAAAGAGGAAGCGUGUCAUCACAAAAGAAUGGCACCAGUUAGUCCUUCUUCACCAGCGGGGGAUCGUUUUAAGCCUCUGUUUUGACUACAUCCAAACCUUCUCUUUAAUCUGAUGCUUUUCAGAGAUAGAAAAAGACGUUCACUCUGUUGUUGUCCAAAGGAGCUUCGAUGACAAUGCAAGCCGUGCACUCAAGGUUACCACAGUGUUAAUAAUAACAGCCAAAGCCAUAUUAUGUAACGUGAAUGAAUUUGUGCCUUGAAAUUGUGUAAGUUUUGAAAACCAAAAAAUGUGCCUUUUCUUCUUUUUUUUUUUUUUUUUUUACCUCAGUAAGUAUAUGUGGAUUUGAAUAAACAUUGAUUGCAGUAUUAGUAGAAAUUAGCACCAAACAGGUUGAGAUGUAAGAAGGCUGGGACCAAAGAUUUGUAAGUGUUGGUGUGAUGGUUGUCUCAUGUGAGAUCAGAAGCCUGUAAACAGGCCGUACAAAGAUGAAUUUGUAACUUUCCUAAACAUUUUAUGGCAGUGUUUUAUAGUGCAAUGUGCAGAUGAUGUGUUAUUUCAAUUUUGUACCAUGCUCAUGUGUUCACUUUUUAUUCUUAUGUUGUAACUGAUUCAUUUUCAUUCAAUAAAGUAAUUUAUGUUUAUUAAAACUUG